GAUUUUACUAAUAGAUAAACAUUCACUUAAACGGGUUGCAAAAAUGGCAACAAUCAAAGUAGCAGACGACGAAGGAGGAACUAUUACAUUUAUAGAUGUUGAUGGGAAAAGAUUCCCAAACUUUAAUAUCAGUGCUGCGCGGGGCAUCCCGGAUUUUAAACUCAGGAAUGAUGAUGUUUUUCUUAUUGCAUAUCCUAAAUCGGGCAGUCAUUGGAUAUGGGAAGUAUGUCGAAUGCUGUUUGCUGGCUCCACAGAUUUAGAUGUUAUUGCUAAAGAAUCGUAUAUGCUUGAACUGACCUCACAUGAUCUGAUAGACCAACAAAUGUCACCAAGAAUUCUCAAUACUCACCUACGACUCAACGAAAUGCCCAAAGAUUUCCAAACUCUAAAGAACAAGAUUAUCUACCUCCGAAGAAAUUUGAAAGAUGUUGCCGUGUCGUUCUUUAACCACACGAAGAAAUUUAAGAAUAAUUACCAGUAUAACGGUACUUGGAACAGUUACUUAAAGAUGAUUAUUGAGGGAAAGGUUGAUUAUGGAUCAUGGUUUGAUUAUGUGAAACACUGGGAAGAAGUUAAAGAAACUCACCCGGAACUACAAAUAUUAGAUCUGACGUUUGAAGACAUAAAAGAGAACCCCAACAAGGAAGUAAAGAAAAUUGCAGAAUUUUUAGAAGUCCCAUAUAACGAAACAUUAAUUGAUGAUAUAAACCAGCAAUGUAGCUUCAAAAAUAUGAAGGCAAGGAAAGGUCUGUUGAUGCCGACCGAGGAUGGUGAAUCUGUUAUAUACAGGAAAGGAGAUGUUGGUGAUUGGAUGAAUUGGUUUACAGUAGCCCAAGAUGAAUGGUUUAAUAGCGUUUAUCAGGACAAAAUGGCCGGGUCUAAGUUAAAGUUUAAAUACACACUAUAGACAAUAGGUUGACUAAUCAGACUGAAAUAAUCAGUCAAUAAUUCAGUUAAAGUCGCGUUACGUCAUUUAUAUUUUACGCUAAGAUUUCAAAUAUGUUGAUUAUUUAACAUUUAAUUAAGGAAACAAAAUCAAAAUAUCAACGCUAGAUAAUCAGAUUUUUUUUUUUUUUUUUAAAAAAGGCCUGUCAAUAAAUUUCGCGGAUAACAAACUACCGACGGACUUAUUACAUAACGAGUAGCAUAGAUCGAUGAAAUUUUAAUUCCACUUAUCAUUGUAAAUACGUAAAUACCGAAUGGAAUUGAACCAUUUUGAGACUGUUACUCCUAUUAUAGAUUCAUCUUUCACAACAUUGUAGUUUGCAUGCGAUUCUAUGGAGCUAAGAUGAUCCAUCGGGACUUUAACAUGUAUUAUUAUGCAAAGAUCUGAAAGAAAAUCGAUAUAUUGACUCAAAUAUAUAUUUCCACAAUCUUUUGUAAAUCAAAAAAAAAUAUAUGAAUGGAUGUAUUGAUAUAAAUACCUUCUGCAUUAAUGAAAUAUUAAUACCUAUAUAGAAUCAGAUAUUUUAUUUUACAAACCUGUAUUUUUGAAUUAUUGAUCUAUAGUUUAUACACUCAAAAAAGAAAAAAAUAUCCCGGUUGUGCGUGACAAGAAGUAGGGUCGCCUGUCCAACCUCGUGGGUUUUUUCCGUGUUAGACCCACGGGUAAAGAACCCUAAGCAAAAGCUUAUUUAUUGAAAUAAAAAUGUACAUAGUUUGUUUCGAUAGAGGUUAAAUAUCUUUCUGUCUCUCUCAUUAUCCCGGUAGGUGAAGAAAAUAGGGACGUUAAGAGUCCAAUUCAUUUCUAUUUUCGCUACAUUCCUUCUUUAAAAUUUGGCUUUAAAAAUUACUAAACCAUAACCGACACAAACACAAAACGUUUUAAAAAUGAAAAAAAAAGAAAGUAAUGAACCAUAUGCGGUUAUGGGAGAAAAUCGAUAAUAUACUCUUCAAAAAAAGUAGGGUAGGGGAUAUUGAAAUGCAAAUACCUAUGCAGGUUGUGAUAUGAUAAAUAGUCAUGGACACAUGAUAUGCUUUGUAUUUUACAAACCUGUAUUCUUUAAUUAUUGACGUAAAGUUUAUAUAAUUUAUUAUCUUUACGAUAUAUUAUUUUAAAAGUUGUUUCUAUUUCGUCGACUUCUAAGUUAAAUGUCCAAUACCGCAUGUCAACGAUUUAAGGGUGUGUUGUUUUGUGUGCCACUUCGAAUAGAUAUUAAAAGUUGCAGAUAUAUAUG
Molecule: messenger RNA, 2177 nt
Organism: Patella vulgata (common limpet)
Lineage: Eukaryota; Metazoa; Mollusca; Gastropoda; Patellidae
Product: sulfotransferase 1B1
Exons: 6
Coding region: 44-907 (287 amino acids)
Biological process (GO): sulfation
Cellular component (GO): cytoplasm
Molecular function (GO): sulfotransferase activity
Source: RefSeq, a predicted model, not a curated record